Pieris macdunnoughi is the source of this 411-nucleotide messenger RNA. The record is from the annotation of a GenBank genome assembly. Lineage: Eukaryota; Metazoa; Arthropoda; Insecta; Lepidoptera; Pieridae.
AUGGCCUCGGUCGAGUUGUGGCUGCAGAGGUCGCGCAACUGUGCCAAUGUCGCUGACGCCGACGCUGCGCCCGCGCCGCCUCGCUCGUGCGGAACCGACCGAGUGAACUCAUUUAAAAAUGAUGUAUUCACUUCAUCGAAACAACAUUUUUGUUUAAAAAUACAGGACACCUACGCCUCUCUGAGUCUGUAUGAUUCCUCAGGACGACGUGUAACUAUUCGUCAUGACUAUAAUGUUCGCACCUUUUUUGGUGGUACGAAAUCACCGGACGCGCUACCGGAUAUGGACAUAGUGCAUUGCUCUCGGACAAACAUUACACUCACUUAUUACUCAGGACACAAUGUGGACGUCAUUCAAAGAAACGAUUCGCCGGAAAUAGUCAUAACACUGACAGAAAAUAAAUCGGAUUAA